This is a messenger RNA of Vespa crabro (European hornet), 3627 nucleotides long. RefSeq lists its product as uncharacterized. NCBI's taxonomy places the organism in Eukaryota, Metazoa, Arthropoda, Insecta, Hymenoptera, Vespidae. The transcript is spliced from 2 exons. Bases 1131 to 2312 code for a protein of 393 amino acids. The record is from RefSeq and is a predicted model, not a curated record.
ACGUAUAUAUGUAUGUAAUGUAUGACGUAUAAUGAGAUCGUUCAAAGAUUUAUUCUUUUCUUUUUUUUUUCUUUUCUUUCUUUCUUUCUUUCUUUUUUCUCUUCUUUUUUUUUCAUUUUCUGCACGUUUAUCAUGUUGACGUCGAGCUUUAGUAACGAUAAGAGGAAAGAGUAACGGUAGCGAGACGACGCGUCGUUAACGAUGACGACGUCGCCGUCGUCGUCGUCGUUGUCGUCGUCGUUGUCGUCGUCGUUGUCGUCGUCGUUGUCGACGAUGACGACGACGUUGUCAGUUUCGACGUCAAUAUUGUAACUAAUAUAUUGAAAUGAGAAUAUAAUAUGUCGGUGAUGGUUUUAGUAUAGUAUAAACUAUAGAAAGUUAAUAAUAAGUGUUUAAUAUAUCAUUGUUAAUUCGAUAAAUACGUAGAUAAACAAAUUGUUUGUUUCACGGUAUGACUCGCGAUACUUCUUGUUAAUUUGUUAUUUAGAUACUUUUGUUAAACGGUCGAAGAGUUUCGUAUUCGUUCACUGUGUAUAUAUAUAUAUAUAUAUAUAUAUAUAUAUAUAUAUAUAUAUACAACAGUCGGAAGAAUUUUUAAAAACGAUUUCUCGUACAAUACGAAUGGUUCAAUUUUAUUUCAUUCCGGGAUUUUAUAUCAUCUACGACGAUAUUAUUCGACGAUCGCCGUUUUGAUUGAAUCGUUCGAUCGAUGUAAGUAUAUAUCGCCAUUAACGAUAGCGGAACGGAAUGUUAUGUCCUUGAUUUGAUUAGAAUUUAGAAAGCCUUUUAUUUUGUUUAUACGUAUUUAGAUCUAAAAGGUAUUAUAUAUUACUCGUGAAUUUCUUCUGUUAUAAUAAUAAAUAAUAAAAGAAUCGUAGUUUAAUCGUAGAUAUUAAUCGCAAUUAUUUUCUCAUGUAUAAUCUAUUAAGUUAAUUUAUAUACUAAUCGUAAAUAAACAAUUUAUUUUGUAUCUAUGGCACAGAACGCUUAAUUUCAAGUAUGCACAAUUAAUGAUAUAAUAAAUAUGUGGAAAAAAAAAAAUAAUAAUAAUAUUUGCAUGAUGUUCUCGAUAAUCACUUUGGCUGGCUUAAAAAUAUCUGCACAUAUAUUAUCUUCUUUCAUCAAAAGAGAUGAUAUGUCAAAGUUUUUUUAAAUUGAUAAAUAUAUAUGUACACAUACACGUACACACACAACAUAUCAUACAUAAACAUAUGUGUAAUAUUAUAAUAUGUAUAUGUAUACGUAUGUAUGUGUAUGUAUAUGUAUAUGUAUAUAUAAAUAUAUGUAUAUAUCUUUGUUCCUUUCUCUGUGUCCUUACAUACAGUGAAAUCAACGGUGCAAAACUGGUUACUAUUUCGGCUCUCGAAAACAUCAAAAUGCCAUUAUAUUCGAGAUCGAACAAUUGUGCCUCGAAGCUAGUGAUCGUUCUACAGUUCACAGCUUGGAUCUCAGUUGGCGUAGUUCUUCUUCAAAAAGGCGUAACCUCCUUGCGAAGUCAGUCCACAAUAGAAACAAAAGGCGAUACACAGGAAAGAAAUGAUGCGACGAUCAGAUACUUAAAUGAUAAAACAAAGAGAACGGCGGAUAAAGAUGAUAUUUUUAAUGAUAUUACGAAAUAUAAAAAAGAUUUAACCGUUAAUUUGAAAUUAUAUCAGGAAAAGGAAAACGAUAUGUCGGAAAGACAUUGGAGCCGACGUUCGAGUGCGACGAAUGAACGUAAUCACGUUGAAAAUAAUGUUAUUGAAGAUAUUAAUGGUGGGCAUUCAAUAACAAAGAAAUUGAACGAACUCAAGGAAGAGAAGAAAGAAGAAGAAGAAGAAAAAAAAGAUAAAGAAGAAAGAGAAAAAAAGAAGAACGAUUUGAUUAAUUCAAGUGAAACGAGCACGCAACGUGACGUCUAUGAUUCGUCAUAUCAGUCGAAUAAAACCGAAGAUUACGAUAAUACCGUCGUCGAUCCUGCUAAAACGUUAAGUUCAACUGCAACGACUAAUUGGGGAAAGGAAAAAAAAAUACGUAGUCGUGCGAAUGCCGGCGGUGCUGCGGCCGCCAUUGCUAUGGUCGCCGUUGGUGCAGCUAUGCUCGUAGUUGGACCUAUGGUCAUUGUUUUACGUGCUCUUGAUAAAAGACGACAAGAAAGAAGAUAUUUAAAAUCAUUGAGGUGGGACGAUCAACCGCCUACUUACGAGCAAGCGACAUUAAUGAAUGAAGUUCCGAGAUAUUCAACCUUAAGUUUAAAUACCGUCCAUAAUUCCCGCGGUCCUUCCACAUCCUCCUCGCGGCCUACCGCAACUUCCUUCGAAAGAUCUCCUUAGGUUAAUUUAUUUUUAUAUUUUAUUGAUGCAUACGCGUGAUUAUUUUGUUCGUACGAAUCGAGAUCUUUUUGUUUUCUUUUUUUUUUUUUUUUUAUUAUAUUUUUUCCUUAUUUGUUUUUCCCCUUCCUUCUCUCUUUCUCUCUUUUCUUCUUUCCUCUUCUUUUCGUUAAUUAUCGAUAUAUUCUUUUGUAUAUUAUUAAUCUUUAAGUAAGUUAGAUUUCUUAGAGAUUUUUUUAGAGAGCGUAAAAUAAAAUUCGUUGAAAUUGAUUGCGCAAGUCGAUAAUGAGUUUUCGAAAUAAUCGUAGGUUUUUUUUAAUCGUACCUUAAUAAUAAUUGACUGCCAGACAGUAUAAAUGAUAAUUAAAGGGUGUAUAUAUAUAUAAUAUUAGUUUUAAUAUAAAUUUAAUUAUUGUAUAGUGGAAAAGAGAUAAAAUACGUAUAUAUGUAUAUAUAUCUUUUUUAAAAUUCAGAUCAAAAAAUGAUCGAUAGAGAUUAAUGAAGUUAAGAAGUCUGAGUGCUUAUCUUCAUUUGUUUCUUAUCAAUGCAAUACAUUUUUAUAAUCAAUUGUGAAUUAUGAUAAAAAGAAUUUAUAAUAGCAUUUUUUUUUGUUUUUUUUAAUUUUUCUCAACUUUUUUUUUCUUUUUACAUAGCUACGUAUGGAUUAUAAUAUUUCAUAAAAGCAAUUUAAGUAUGUAUUGAAAAAAAGAAAAUUGAAACAAAUACAAAAAAUAAAUUUAUCUAAAUUAACCCAUUCGAAUCUCUCGAUCGAUUAUUUUGGUUUUUUAAUAAUUUAUUUAUACAUUAUUUAAAUGGUGAGUAUAGAUUCUAAUCGAAAAAAGUAUGCGGAAAGUAUACAGCUCUAUUACCAAUAUUCAUCUUUUGAAAUUUUCUAAAGUAUAUCACGUUAUCAUUUGAAAAUCGUUUCUUAUAAUUUUAUUUUAUAAAUUUCGCACGCGUCUUCAUAAUUCUGUUAAUAGAUUAUCGCAUAUUGUUAUUUUAUCUUUGCAAAGGACUGAGUCAUUUAUUUAAUCGAAUAUUUGAAAAAUACAUUUUUAUGUCGGCACAGAAAACACAUUUUUAUGUCGGCAUAGAAAACACAUUUUUAUAUCGUUGGUACUGAUAGCAAAUAGCAGCAGCAGCAGCAGUGUAGGUAGUGUAGUAGUAGUAGUGUAGUGUGUAGCAGUGUAAUAGUAGUAGUAGUAGUGUAGUAGUAGUUACGUGUACCAACGUAACAUUGAGGAAGCGUUCUGUCUGUAACGGUUUCGGCUAAACAAAAUUUAAGAUAAUUGAUAUUUAUUAUAUUUUAGUUGAAUAA